AUGUUAUUAAAUAGCUCUGAAGAAACUCGUACUAAAGCUGCUACUGAGCUUUACGAAUAUGCUUUUGCUACGUCACAAGAAGUCACUGGAGAGCAGUUUUCAAAGUUUACCAACGAUGUCAAUCGAAAGAUAUUCGAGCUAAUUCAAAGUCAGGACAUUGAUGAAAAGAUUGGUGGCAUUGCUGCUUUGGAUAAACUAAUCGAUCUGGAUGGUGGUGAAGAAAACUUGACCAAAGUCACUCGUUUUGCAAACUAUUUGCGUAUCGUUCUACCAGGGACUGAGCAACGCAUCACUGAUGCUGCGUGCAAUGCUUUAGGCCAUUUGGCUCAAGUGACGGGCACUCUUGCCACUGAAUUUGUCGAGUUUGAAGUGAAGCGCGCACUAGAAUGGCUUCAAGGUGAUCGCCACGAAGCUAAACGCUAUGCUGCAGUGCUGGUUCUCAAGGAAUUGGCGUUGAAUGCACCUACUCUCUUGUAUGUCUUUAUCCCUCAGAUUAUAGAUCUAGUAUGGAUUGGUCUUCGUGAUUCAAAGGUUUCUAUUCGUGAAGGUGCAGCAAGUACUUUGAGUCAAUGUUUGGCGCUGGUUCAGAUUAGGGAGAAUCAAAUUAGACGCCAGUGGUAUCGACGAAUUUUUGAAGAAAUGCAAAACGGACUCAAAAUGAGCAGCUCUGAUGCUAUUCAUGGAUCACUUCUUGCUCUGCGAGAACUUUUAAUUCAUGCACCAAAGUUUGUAGAGGGUCGAUACACUGAAGUAUGCGAGAUUGUAUUACGGUAUCGAGAGCAUAGAGAAUCCCUCGUUCGGCAAAGCAUCAUUACAAUCAUCCCCGAUUUGGCACACUUCAACACUGAUCAGUUUGUAAACAACUAUCUUGGCAUUUCUGUUGGGUAUCUUUCAAAUCAAACCAAAAGAGAAAAAGAACGUAGCAUUGCGUUUUUGGCAAUUGGAAGAGUGGGCAUGGCUGUUGGCCGAGGAAUCAUUGAAUAUCUAGAUGCUAUUAUGGUUAAUAUUAAAGGUGCGUUAAAGGCACAAAACAAAUCUCGUGAAGAUGCAGGUUUAUUUUACUGCAUUAGUUUGCUGGCCAUUGCCGUCGGACCAGCACUCACAAAGCACAUUCAAGGACUACUGGAUUGUAUGUUUUCUGGUGAACUUACAGAGCCAUUUUGCCAAGCUUUGGUGGAUCUAUCAACACAUAUUCCACAACUUCUUCCAGUUAUCCAAGAACGGCUAUUGAAUGUGAUUUCUAUGACUUUGUGUCAUCGACCCUAUGUUCAUCCUGGUGCUCCAGAUGCCUAUACAAGUGCGCCAUAUGGAUCAUUAGUAAUGUGCGAUUUACAGCAAACAAGCUUGCAAUCACAACAAAAUCAACAGGGACACUUUGAGCAAUUACCCAAUUCCACGGCCAUUCUGCUUUCACUUCGCACUCUAGGCACAUUUGAUUUCAAGGGCCACAUGCUGCACGAACUGGUUCGUGAAUGUGCAUGGCUUUAUCUUGAAGAAGAUAGUGACGAUAUUCGCAAAGCAGCCGCGCUUACUUGCUGCCAACUUCUUGCACGAGAUAACAUCUGUUAUCAAACCAGCACACAUGCCAUGCAGCUUGUAGCCGAUGUGCUGGAGAAACUACUUUCAAUUGCGAUUGCUGAUCCUGAUCCAUCUAUUCGACUUGCUGUAUUGAUGGCUCUAGACGAGAGGUUUGAUUUGCAUCUUGCUCAGGCAGAAAACAUUGAAGCGCUACUGAUUGCAUUUGGUGACGAAGCCUUUCCCACUCGUGAAGCUGCGUUGCGAAUCAUUGGAAGAUUGGUCAUCCAUAAUCCUGCAUGCAUCAUGCCUUCGUUGCGAAAAAUCUUGAUUAAAUUGCUUACCGAACUCAAGUAUGUCAGCGCAAGCAGACAAAAAGAAGAAAGUGCACUUUUGAUUGCUAAACUAAUUCAAUCAGCACCUCAGUUGGUUGAACCAUACGUAGAUUCGAUACUCAAGGUGCUUGUAACCAAGGCAAAAUGUAAAGAAACGAGUCCAAGUGUAGUUGCAAAGCUUCUCCGUGCUAUUGGAGAGCUGGCACAUGUGGCUGGAAACGAGCUGUUGCCAUAUCUAGAUGAUCUCAUGUCGAUUAUUCUUGACACCAUGCAAGACCAAAGCUCACCUAAUAAGAGAGAGGCUGCACUUGAAACCCUGUCAAGUGUAGCUGCAAGUACUGGAUGGGUGAUUGAUCCUUACACAAAAUACCCUACGCUAUUGACAUUGCUGAUUCAGAUAUUGAAAACUGAACCCAACCAUAAUAUUCGAAGACAUGCAGUCAAGGCUGUUGGAAUUAUAGGAGCUUUAGAUCCCUAUAGAUACAAAAACACUUCAGUUACUGGCAAUGUUCCUGUCAGUGACGUUGCCGAGGCGUCUGCACUGAUGAGCUUGAAUCCUACGUCAGAUGAGUACUAUCCAGCAGUUGCAAUUGAUGCUCUACUCAAAAUCUUGCGCGAUCCUUCUUUGAGCGUACACCAUACUGCAGCAGUGACAGCCAUCAUGUUUGUGUUUAAAACACUUAGUCUGAAAUGUGUGCCUUUUUUGCCCCAGAUUCUUCCAUCUAUUCUCGGUAUUAUGCGCACUUGUCCACCCAACAUUCUCGAAUUUUAUUUUCAGCAGCUUGGUGUUCUUGUGACAAUUGUUAGGCAGCAUAUUCGUGGAUACAUUAACGAAUUUAUUCAACUCAUCCAGGAUUUUUGGACUCUGUCUGCCAAUAUUCAAAGCACAGCCUUGUCUUUAAUCGAAGUUGUUUCCACUGCAUUGGAGGGCGAGUUUAAAGUAUAUCUUCCUAUUUUGCUACCAAUGAUGAUCCAGAUUUUUGAUACAGACGUGACAACAAAACGUUUACCUUCGCUUCGACUUAUCAAAGCACUAUUAUUUUUUGGGCCAAUUCUUGAAGAUUACUUACAUCUGGUGAUUCCAGCCAUCAUCAAAGUUGCUGAACGAGCUGACAGUCCAACCGCAUUGCGAGAACAAGCAGUGCUUGUUUUGGGACUCAUGUCACGCAAGGUCUGUCUUACUGAAGAGUCAUCACAGAUCCUGCACAUGCUUUCACGAAAUCUUUUAACAGACUCUGCCACACUCCGUGUAGCUGUGAUGGAAACGCUAUGUGCGUUGAUUUACCAGAUUGGUGACGAGUAUAUUCUCUUCAUCCCCAUGAUCAACAAGUCCAUGAGCAAGGCUGGUCUACGACACGAGGCAUACGAGUCUUUGAUUGCUGCUUUACUGAGUAAUACUGGACUGCCGCCGGAUUUGGAUGCAGCCGCAGAUAAACUGUUUGGUCAGACAGAUGGACAGGACACACAGUUGUUAGAAGUAUCAACAAAAAAGCUACCUGUAAAUCAAGCACAGCUUCAAAAAGCUUGGGAAACAUCCCAGCGAUCUACCCGUGACGAUUGGCAAGAAUGGAUUCGCAGAUUCAGUGUUGAGCUACUAAAGGAAUCACCAUCACAUGCCCUGCGUGCGUGUGCCGAUCUUGCUGGCACAUAUUAUCCGCUUGCUCGUGAACUGUUUAAUUCUGCCUUUGUGUCCUGCUGGGGAGAAUUGUUUGAUCAAUAUCAAGAGGAAUUAGUCAAGUCACUCGAAACUGCUUUGACAUCGCCUAAUAUUCCUCCUGAAACGUUGCAGACUUUGCUGCAUUUGGCAGAAUUCAUGGAACACGAUGACAAGGCAUUACCCAUUGAUAUCCGAACUCUAGCAUUCCAUGCCACAAAAUGUCAUGCUUAUGCAAAAGCUUUGCAUUAUAAAGAACUUGAGUACAUGUCUGACUCUGCUGAAACGAACGCUGAUGCGCUGAUUACCAUCAACCAUCAAUUGCAGCAAAUGGAUUCAGCUUUUGGUGUUAUUGCCCACACCCGACAGUUUAAAAAUGCUGAUUUAAAGGUAGAGUGGCUUGAAAAGCUAAACCGGUGGGAUGCCAGUUUGGCAAUUUACAACCAGAGACUCGAAAGCGAUCCAAAUGAUGUUGAAGCAUUACUGGGUCGUAUGCGUUGCUUGCACAAUCUGGGAGAAUGGGAAACUCUUGCCGAUCUUGCUCAAGAAAGAUGGGGACUUGCUGAAUUCGACACACGAAAAAUCAUGGCACCUUUAUCAGCAGCAGCAGCUUGGGGACUAAAUCAUUGGGGAUUGAUGGACGAGUAUGUAGCAUUGAUGAAACAAGAGUCUCCUGACUCGGCCUUUUUUAGAGCAAUUGUUGCUAUUCAUCGAAACAAUUUCAUUGAAGCUCAGAAACUGAUUGAAGUUACGCGAGAGCUGUUGGAUACUGAAUUGACUGCACUUAUUGGCGAGAGCUACAGCCGUGCGUAUAAUAUUGUUGUGCGAAUACAGAUGCUGACUGAGCUCGAGGAAAUUAUUCAGUAUAAACAGUCAUUUGAACACCCUGAGCACCAAAUAUUUAUUCGUCGUAUCUGGACCAAGCGAAUCUAUGGAUGCCAAAACAGUGUGGAAGUUUGGCAACGAAUUCUUCGUGUGCGCGCACUUGUUGUUCCGCCAAAGGACGAUAUAGGAAUUUGGGUCAAGUUUGCAAAUUUGUGUCGCAAGAGUGGCAGAAUGAAUUUGUCACAGAAAACUCUAUCCCGAUUGCUGGUUGUGCCAAGUUCAGAUUUUAUGUUUACCUCGUUUGAAGAGAAUCAUCCUGCAGUGAUCUACGCAUGCAUGAAGCAUUUAUGGGCAACCGGGAAACGAACUCAAGCAUUUAAUCAAAUGAAGGAUUUUGCCAACUCACUGGUGCUCAAGCUUGGAAGCGAUGCUCGUGAGGAAAAAGCCACAUAUAUGGAUUUUAAUCGGCCAGAUAACCCACCCUCACCCAUGUCUUCUCAGGUUGCACGGUGCUUUCUUAAACUUGGCGACUGGCAAAUGGCACUCAACAAUCCUCUUGAUGAACCAAGCAUAUCCGAAAUUAUACGAUCCUAUCUUGCAGCAACGCAAUGCGAUGGUACUUGGUACAAGGGAUGGCACGCAUGGGCUCUUGCUCACGUCAAAGUCUUGCAGUAUUAUGAAACCACCAACGCAGAGGUUUCUCAUGAAGUUUUCCUUUCACACGUUAUUCCAGGUAUUUAUGGGUUUUUUAAAUCUAUUUCCAUUUCAAAGGGCAAUUCACUGCAAGAUACCCUGCGGCUGUUGACCAUGUGGUUCAAGUACGGCUAUCUUCCAGAAGCACAGCAUACAAUUAGCAAUGGCACACUCACUGUGACGAUUGAUACGUGGUUGCAAGUCAUUCCCCAGUUGAUUGCACGUAUUCAUGUCACAAAUCCUCAAGUACGGAGACUGAUUCAUAGUCUGUUGGCAGAUGUUGGAAAACAGCAUCCACAGGCAAUUGUCUAUUCGCUAACGGUUGCGUCCAAAUCACAUAGCAUCAAUCGACGCAAAUCAGCACUGGUGAUUCUUGACAAAAUGCGAGCACAUUCAGCCAACUUGGUAGACCAAGCUUUGCUGGUUAGUCAAGAACUCAUUCGUGUAGCGAUUUUGUGGCAUGAAAUGUGGCAUGAAGGACUUGAAGACUCUUCGAGGUUGUAUUUUGGGGAGCACAAUAUUGAGGGAAUGUUUACUACACUUGAACCUUUACACCAAAUGCUAGAGCGGGGACCAGAAACAUCUCGCGAGGUUUCGUUUAUGCAAGCAUUUGGUCGUGAUUUGGCCGAGGCUUAUGACUGGUGCAAGAAAUACAAGCGCACACUCAACGCAGACGAUCUCAGUCAGGCGUGGGAUUUGUACUACCAAGUAUUUAAAAAAAUCACAAAGCAAUUGCCUCAAUUGAGCACGUUGGACUUGCAGCACGUAUCGCCAAAACUUCUUGCUGCUAAAAACCUUGAUUUGGCGGUUCCUGGAUCCUAUGUUAGUGGUGAGCCAAUUGUUUGUAUCAAUUCCUUUGCUCCAACCUUGAUUGUCAUGACCACAAAACAACGUCCGCGUCGGUUAAGUAUUCGUAGCAGCGAUGGCAAAGAGUGCCAGUUUCUUCUCAAAGGUCACGAUGAUCUUCGACAGGAUGAGCGAGUCAUGCAGCUUUUUGGGCUAGUGAAUACCCUUCUUUUGAAUGAUUCGGAAACAUUCAAGCGUCGAUUGAAUAUUCGAAGGUAUCCAGUUGUUCCGUUGAGUCCCAAUUCUGGGUUGAUUGGAUGGGUACCGCACUCGGAUACUCUGCAUUCCUUGAUCAGAGACUAUCGUGACAGUCGCAAGAUUUUGCUAAAUAUCGAGCAUAGGCUGAUGCUUCAGAUGGCGCCCGACUAUGACUUUUUGUCGCUGUUGCAAAAAGUAGAAGUGUUUGAGUAUGCGUUGGAAAACACAACUGGUCAAGAUUUGUACAAAGUUCUUUGGCUGAAAUCCAAAAAUUCUGAAGUAUGGCUUGAUAGACGAACCAACUACACUCGCUCACUUGCACUCAUGUCUAUGGUUGGAUACAUUCUUGGUUUGGGUGAUCGUCAUCCAUCCAAUUUGAUGCUUGACCGAUACACUGGUCAAGUGAUUCACAUUGAUUUUGGAGAUUGUUUUGAAGUUGCCAUCAAUCGAGAUAGAUAUCCUGAACGCAUUCCGUUCCGUUUGACUCGGAUGCUUAUCAACGCGAUGGAGGUCAGUGGCAUUGAUGGGAAUUACCGGAUUGCUUGUGAACAUGUCAUGCGUGUUCUUCGUGACAAUAUGGAUAGUUUAAUGGCUGUGCUCGAAGCCUUUAUCUACGAUCCUUUAAUCAACUGGCGAUUGAUUACUCAAGCAAGUCCCAAAGGAGACGGUGGAACAAAACUCCCUCCGUCUCAAUCUACUCACCAUUCCCGUAUCGAACCUGAACAUUUCGAUGGCUCAAAACCCGUAACACUCCAAGUACGCAAACUGAAUCGCAUGGAUUUGGAAACGGGAUCGCAGGACGAUCAAGAUAUCAAUACCGAAGUUGCUAAUGCAAAAGCUAUGGCUAUCAUUCAGCGUGUAUCAAGUAAAUUAACCGGCACGGAUUUCAAAACUUUAGACGCUUUAAAUGUAUCGGAUCAAGUGGAUCGAUUGAUUGAUCAAGCUACUUCACUGGAAAAUUUGUCGGAAUGUUUUAUCGGGUGGUGUCCAUUUUGGUAAAGGGUUUAAACUUGAGCAAUGUAUUGGACCAGCUCAUCACAUUAUUGCAAUAGUGAAAGGCUGCUAUGGAAUGAAAUAGAUUUUAUUUUU
Molecule: messenger RNA, 7155 nt
Organism: Batrachochytrium dendrobatidis JAM81
Lineage: Eukaryota; Fungi; Chytridiomycota; Chytridiomycetes; Rhizophydiales
Exons: 8
Coding region: 1-7065 (2354 amino acids)
Biological process (GO): protein phosphorylation; negative regulation of macroautophagy; TOR signaling
Cellular component (GO): nucleus; TORC2 complex; TORC1 complex
Molecular function (GO): protein serine/threonine kinase activity; protein binding; protein-containing complex binding
Source: RefSeq, a predicted model, not a curated record